Molecule: messenger RNA, 549 nt
Organism: Stylonychia lemnae
Lineage: Eukaryota; Ciliophora; Spirotrichea; Sporadotrichida; Oxytrichidae
Source: the annotation of a GenBank genome assembly
AUGAAUAUUUCAAAACAGUAUGAGUAAGCUCUCAAUAACAACAUUUUCAUGAAAGAGGAACAAAAGAGAAAUUAAGAAAAUUUCGUGAGGAGACUAAUAAAUGCCGAGUCCCAUCUAGCUAAUGAAAUUCCAGAUUUAAACAAAAUGAAUGAUUCAAGGGAGAAAUACUACUCAAUCAAAAAUAAUGUUAAAAAAUUUAACGAUUUCGGUACAAUAAAUCAUCUUGAUCUAGAAUUUCUUAGAAAGAGGAAACGAGAUAAGGUAAGUCAUCUUAAUUAGUCCUAAACUCCCAUUAAGGCCUCAAUACCUUAAGCUCAUAAGGUUUAACAGAAAAGAGCUCAAAGUACAAAGCCAAAAAGUUUGAAUGAAGCAGUAAGAAAGAAGGAAAUGGAAAGAAUAGCCAAGGAAAACUUUGAAAUGGUCAAGAGUACUUCUGUUAUAUCUAAGAGAUAAUAAGAUGGAGAUUUCAAGAAUCAUGUGAAGUAUAGAAAAAAUUUAUAGAAAAAUACUGGAUAAGCUGUGAUAAACCCAUAGCAGAUAGCAUUUUGA